Leishmania braziliensis MHOM/BR/75/M2904 is the source of this 816-nucleotide messenger RNA. RefSeq names its product putative polypeptide deformylase-like protein. Gene Ontology annotation, biological process: peptidyl-methionine modification; N-terminal protein amino acid modification. Gene Ontology annotation, molecular function: peptide deformylase activity. The coding region runs from base 1 to 816 and encodes 271 amino acids. Gene Ontology annotation, cellular component: mitochondrion. The record is from RefSeq and is a predicted model, not a curated record. The transcript has a single exon. Lineage: Eukaryota; Euglenozoa; Kinetoplastea; Trypanosomatida; Trypanosomatidae.
AUGCGUCGCUGCAUGCCGUGGUGUCGCCUCGUGUGCGGGGGCAGCCGCCUCCUCCGCGAAGACGCCAAUACACGAAGUGAGCCGACGACCGGCUCGUCUAGCUUCAAACAGGCAGUUGAGGACAAACUUGAGAAGGAGUCUCAGGAGCUCGGGCGCGUCGCGUGCUAUCCUCAUCGCUCCAUGACCAGACCAGUAAUGCUCGUACCGACGUCGCAGAUCCUCUCUCCGCUUUUCAUGUCCAGUCUCAUGGACUUGAAGCAGUUAGCGACAAACCUGCACUGCCUGUCCUUCAGUGCCCCCAAGGCGCACUGGGACGCGGCAGUGCUGCUCAUCAAGAGCAACCCAGAUGAGGUGGAGUACGAGGUGUGGGUGAACCCGUCGGUACCUGGCUACGACGAUCGCAACGCGGUGGCGCCCAUGUACGGCAUGUGGGAGAACUGCAUUUCAUGCGGCACGGCAACGGCGUGGGUCGUGCGCCCGCAGCGCAUCACGUGCCGCGGGUACAACGAGCACGGCAGGGAGAAGGUGCAAGUACUAGAUGGAAUGCGAGCGCGCUGCCUCAUGCACGAGCUGGACCACUUGAUGGGCAAGACUAUCUUCCAUCAAACGAUGGGACCAGAGUUUGUGGUGAGUUCGGUGGCGAUGGCGCAGCGACACCUUUGGCCGGCCAACUUUCCGUCUGCCGAGGCGUACGUUACUAUUCCUGGUCAGUUUUUCGACUACGUGCAGAACACGACAGUGAUUCCGCCAGGAAUGGAGUGGUGGUACGCACAAAACAUGCGAAAUGAGUUUGGUAACGAGCGUAUUGAACCGUAA